GCAAGAAGCACAGCAAGAGCCGCAAGCAAGCGAGCGAAGGAAGUUGCACACACAUCACUGAGUGUGACACUCACGGCUGUGUGCUGUUUGGGUUGCAUUGCAUUUAUCCGACCCACCACCGACGAGCAAGCCAGAGCAGAAGCAACAAUAAAGCGAGCAAGCGAGCAAGCAAGCCAAGGAAAAGGAAGAAGAAGCAGAAGCACACGUCCAAGAGCAGCGAGAAUGCCUCACGAUAUCACAGUCUACGUCAAGGCGGCCGAGGAUGGCCACAGCCGCGGCGACUGCCCCUUCUGCCAGAAGGUGUGCAUGUGGCUGCAGCUCAAGGGCAUUGAGCACACGGAGACCUUCAUCAACAUGAAGGACAAGCCUGACUGGUUCAUGGACAUGGCGCCUGCCGGGCUUGUGCCUGUCGUCAAGGUUGACGACAAGGUUGUGGCCGACUCUGAGGCCAUCAUCGACUACCUCGAGAAGCACACCCCUGCAGAACCAGACCUCACCUGCACCGACGUCUCCAUGGACGUCUGCAAGGACAUCAUGAGCGUCUUCAAGGAAUACUACUUCAACGAGGAGGCAAACAAGGAGAGCAAGAAGAAGGUAGCGUUUGACCGGGUGAUGGUUGAGCUGCACGAGUACCUCGACUCGAUCCAGCACCCCUGGCUGUCGGCCGACCACCCGACCCGCGCAGACUGCGCCCUCAUCCCCAAGCUCUACCACGCCCUCACCGUGCUGGAGAACGCGAAGAAGUACAAGAUCCCGCCUGACGCCCCCGAAGCGCAGGCGUACGUCACGCGCGCCUUCAAGCUGCCCGAGUUCAAGGGCACGGCGUACCCGAAGGAGGUCAUCCUCCACUCCUGGGCGCAGAAGCACAAGCAGCAGACCCACAACCACCACCACGACGGGCACCACAAGCACUGAGCAACCACACACUCCCUGCUGCUGACUUGUGUCGUGUUGGUAUGCGUGCAUGCGUGCAUGCAUGUGUAUGAGUGCGUGGGGUGAAUGUGCUUAGCAAGGCGCGCACACACGCACCAACACGCCAAUGCACACGCUCUCGGCGCCCCCUCUCUCUCUCUCUCUCUCUUCAUGCGUUACCCCUUCCUGUGCCUUUGUGAUGGCGUUCCAAUCUUGUCCUUGUUUCUGUGAACGUGCGUGCAUGCAAGCAUCUCGUUCACACGUGGUUUUAAGUGUGACGGCUAUCGCUGCUUUGUUUCUGGUUGAUGAGCAUUCUCUGCGUGUGCAUGCGAUUGACGUGUGCGCCGCAGACCUCUGCAAGCAGCAGGCCAAUCAAUAAACGAUACAACAAGACCAGUA
Salpingoeca rosetta is the source of this 1311-nucleotide messenger RNA. RefSeq lists its product as uncharacterized. Gene Ontology annotation, biological process: ascorbate glutathione cycle; cellular oxidant detoxification. The record is from RefSeq and is a predicted model, not a curated record. Lineage: Eukaryota; Choanoflagellata; Craspedida; Salpingoecidae. The coding region runs from base 223 to 915 and encodes 230 amino acids. Gene Ontology annotation, molecular function: glutathione dehydrogenase (ascorbate) activity. The transcript has 3 exons.